Messenger RNA from Rhizophagus irregularis DAOM 181602=DAOM 197198, 495 nucleotides. The record is from RefSeq and is a predicted model, not a curated record. NCBI's taxonomy places the organism in Eukaryota, Fungi, Glomeromycota, Glomeromycetes, Glomerales, Glomeraceae.
AUGGUCGCCAGAGUUUUUUGUCAUGAUUAUCCUAAUAAUCCUUACAUAGAUGCCUUAUACUCUAUCGGAAAUGUUCAUUCAAGGUAUAAGGUAAUAGCACUUGGAUACUAUCCACAAAAUAUUAAAUACACGCAAAAAAGUAGUAGGAGCAUCGUUCAAUAUCAAAUUCCAGAUGGAUACAUCAUAGAAACGGAAGCUGCAAACAAAGCAAUACGUUGUGAAACGAAAUACAUCCCGGUAAAUAAAGUUUUAUACACUAUAAUAUGGAAAGAAGGACGGGCAGAAUAUUCAAUAUCUAGUGAACGAUCAGCAAGUGGGGCAAUAAAUGCUUUUUUAAAGAGAAUUAGCCGAGAAAAUUCUAGACUUUCUGGGAUACAUGUUUUUGGAUUAGAUAUUGAAAUAUUACAUCAAGCACGAACUGAAGAAUUAACUAUAGCAAAAACUACUAAUAUUGACAAAAGAAAGCGACCCCUUAGUGAAGUAUCAGUAUCAUAA